AUGGCGAAAAGCGGCGAGUCCACGGUGGAGGUUGCGUCCUCCAGCUCCUCUCCUCUUACUCCCGCUUCCGCGUCGGCUACGAGGCUGAAGGCGAAACACCGUAUGGAGAUCGAGGGGUACCCAGUGGAUGGCGUCUCCAUCGGCGGCCAAGAGACCUGCGUCAUCUUCCCGACGCUGAGCCUCGCCUUCGACAUCGGCAGGUGCCCGCAGCGCGCCGUCUCGCAGGAGUUCCUCUUCGUCUCCCACGGGCACCUGGACCACAUCGGGGGCCUUCCCAUGUACGUGGCCACGCGGGGGCUCUUCAGGCUGCGUCCGCCCACCAUCUUCGUCCCGGCGUGCCUCCGGGACCUCGUGGAGCGGCUCUUUGAGGUGCACCGCGCCAUAGACCAGUCCGAGCUCAACCACAACCUGGUCCCCCUCGAGGGGUAUGUGAUAUACUCGGUGAAGCAGAAGCUUAAGCAGGAGUUCGUUGGCCUACCAGGGAGCGAGAUCAAGCAGCUCAAGCUAUCAGGUGUGGAGAUCACUAAUACGGUGUCCACCCCUGAAAUUGCUUUCACGGGAGAUACAACAGCAGAUUUCAUUCUUGAUCCGGAUAAUGCAGAUGUGCUGCAGGCAAAAAUUCUUGUUGUGGAGAGUACUUUUCUAGAUGACUCCAUUUCAGUUCAGCAUGCAAGAGAAUAUGGGCACACACAUUUAUCUGAGAUAGCAAGUCAGUCCGACAAUCUUGGAAACAAAGCUAUUCUACUGAUCCACUUUUCUGCUCGUUAUACUACAGAGGAAAUUGAUGUGGCAAUAAACAGAUUGCCACCGUCUUUCCGUAGCAGAGUUUAUGCCUUGAAGGAAGGCUUCUAA
Molecule: messenger RNA, 852 nt
Organism: Miscanthus lutarioriparius
Lineage: Eukaryota; Viridiplantae; Streptophyta; Magnoliopsida; Poales; Poaceae
Source: the annotation of a GenBank genome assembly